Molecule: messenger RNA, 1882 nt
Organism: Setaria italica (foxtail millet)
Lineage: Eukaryota; Viridiplantae; Streptophyta; Magnoliopsida; Poales; Poaceae
Product: serine carboxypeptidase-like 51
Exons: 14
Coding region: 152-1495 (447 amino acids)
Biological process (GO): proteolysis
Molecular function (GO): serine-type carboxypeptidase activity
Source: RefSeq, a predicted model, not a curated record
CUCCCCAAGCCUACUCAUGAGCAAACCUUCAAAGUAGGGCAACGAUCGAUCAGCACUGCUCCACUCCACUGCUGUCCGUCUCGGCUUCUUAUCUGUGCUGGGGCGCUCCACCAAUCCUUGCCACGCCCUGCCACCAUCUGCUGCAUGUUAGAUGGCGUUCGGAGGCAUCACUGCUGUUUUCUGGCUCCUCGUCCUCACCCAAGUUCAUGGCGGGGCUUCCCUUUCCUCUGGAACAGCAGACGGCAUGGAACGCUGGGGCUACGUGGAAGUCCGGCCAAAAGCGCACAUAUUCUGGUGGUACAUCCAGAGCCUGCAGCGGGUGCCAUCGCCCAUGAAACCAUGGCCAACUAUCCUCUGGCUUCAAGGCGGCCCAGGACAAUCAGGUAUAGGGCUGGGUAACUUCGCAGAGAUUGGGCCUCUUGACGUCGACCUCAACCCACGCAAUUCGACGUGGUUGCAGAAGGCCGAUCUCAUUUUUGUGGAGAACCCGGUCGGUGUUGGAUUCAGCUACGUGGACGACCUAAGCGCGCUGGCGAAGACCGACUUGCAGGCGGCCAAGGACUUGGCUGAGCUCCUAAAGGAGCUCGCCAAGGAGAUACCCACACUACAGAGUAGCCCUCUGUUCCUAGUCGGCGAGUCCUAUGGCGGCAAGCUCGCUGCUAAGACCGGCGUCUUGGUUGCAAGGGCCAUCCGCGCUGGCACUCUCGAGCUCACGCUUGGAGGUGUUGUGCUCGGUGAUAGCUGGAUAUCGCCGGACGAUUAUGCGCUGUCGUAUCCCUGGCUUCUGGAGGGCGUCUCCAGGCUGGAUGACAACGCCGUGGGCAAGGGCAUCAUGAUGGCUGUGAAGGUGAAGCAGCAGAUGGCGGCGGGACAGUUCGUGGCAGCUUAUACCACGUGGGUUAAUUUGCUCGAUAUGAUCGACUCCAGGAGCGGCAGCGUUAAUAUGGAGAACUUCAUGCUUGAUACCACCGUGAGCUCGGUGUUAUCAGACUCAGCCGCACGACCAUUGUUGUUACCAGGCAACAGCCAGGCGGCUAACAAUGGUUCCAACAAGGUCAGCGACACUGUAAACGGGUUCCUCAAGCAAAAGUUUAAGAUAAUCCCCAAAGAUUUCAUCUGGCAACAAGUGUCUCUGCAGGUGUUUGACGCUCUGGCCAACGACUUCAUGAAGCCAGCGAUCAAUGAGGUUGAUGAGCUGCUGUCCUAUGGAGUGAACGUGACGGUGUACAACGGACAGUACGAUGUGAUCUGCUCAACACUCGGCGCAGAAGCAUGGGUGAAGAGGCUCAAGUGGGAUGGGCUGCAUAACUUCUUGAGCCUGCCGAGGAAGCCUCUGCAUUACUGCCACCCUUACUAUCUCACUAACGGCUUUGUCCGAUCAUACAAGAACCUGCAUUUCUAUUGGAUCCUCGGAGCUGGACACACGGUUCCUGUGGACAGGCCUUGUACUGCACUGUACAUGAUCAGCAGCAUAGUGCAGUCUCCAGCCAAUUAAGUUGGUUAGGCAAAUUAGUAUCCAUUAUUUGUGUUGCUGCACAAACCAGUAUUAGUACACUAAUGGUACACUUCAUAUAUUAUCCUUGAAUUCCAUCCACAUGAGUUUCUCAUCUUUGCCGAAAAAAUCAAUAGGUUUAACCCGAAUAGCGAACAUGAGCCUAUCGUUGGCAGACUACUCCAUGUACUAUUGAUGGAAUUCGUACAUAUUCGUGGAGAGCUUCCGUACUAAUUCAGACCUUGCCUACCUCAAAGGGUCAUUUAGGUACAAUUGGUACUGGAGCUAGUGGUUCAGCUUACCCUAGAACUUCAGCAAGCGACAUACAUCCAAUGACUUGGAUUUGUUGUUCUAAGGUCAUUGCUACUAUAGUUUGAGCGUCUUUAUCUA